Messenger RNA from Scaptodrosophila lebanonensis, 4941 nucleotides. RefSeq names its product protein clueless (gene clu). Bases 279 to 4673 code for a protein of 1464 amino acids. Gene Ontology annotation, biological process: intracellular distribution of mitochondria. The transcript has 7 exons. Gene Ontology annotation, cellular component: cytoplasm. Gene Ontology annotation, molecular function: mRNA binding; protein binding. Lineage: Eukaryota; Metazoa; Arthropoda; Insecta; Diptera; Drosophilidae. The record is from RefSeq and is a predicted model, not a curated record.
UAGUUUUUCAAUUUCUUGUCCGGUGUGACUUGAAACUGCAAUUAAAGCCAUAGUUGUUAGUUACAGAACAACCAAAGAUAUAAGUGUCAUAUGUUUAUUAAAUACCAAACAAACCCCGUAUAUUACAAAAUAGAACAGUUAAUUAAAUCGAAACCUCGGAACGUCGCAGAAGGUUUGAGCACAGUCAGCAGAGAGCAAGCAGAACCAGCAAGCAACAUAGAGUUGUGUAACACAGACCGCAGCAACGUGAAAUUAUUGUACGCUUAGAUCUUGGCAGCAUGGCCCUCGAAAUUGAUGCAAAAAAUAUGGUGAAAUCGAAUGCGCCAGUGUCUGGCGAUGGUGCUACCUCAACCAAUAAUAAAUGCAAGGCAAAAGGUAAUAAUGUUUCUGAAACAUCACCGAAUGUGACUACCGGCGGCAAUCACAACAACAGCACGGGACAGGACUUGACCAACAGCACCUUCGACGUUCAUUCUUCGAAAAAAAAAGGCAAGAAAAGUGGAAUCAAGUGUCCGAUAGAAGCAAAUCUAAAUAAUGGUCAUGUUGAAGACGCCGAAAUACAGCACGCCAUCAAUGAUGACAACAAAGCAGAUUCCAAUGCUAAUAUAGUCUCUUCAAAUAAGAGCAAGGAAAAGUCUUCAGAUGAUACAGUCGGUGCCGAUGUUGAACCCGAUGCUGAAGAAAUUGAUUUAGACGCGCUGCACGACAUUGGCAUAACCGUUAACAUUAGUAGUCCCGGAACGGAUGUGCUCUCUGUGCAACUCUCUAGCAUGGAGCUGGUGCAAGAAAUACACCAGCUACUGAUGGAUCGUGAAGAGACGUGUCAUCGUACUUGUUUUUCUCUGCAACUGGACAACAUGACGUUGGACAAUUUUGCCGAGCUGAAGACCAUCGAGCACCUUCAGCAAGGGUCUACCAUUAAGGUGGUGGAGGAGCCCUAUACAAUGCGCGAAGCUCGGAUUCAUGUUCGCCACGUGAGGGAUUUAUUAAAGAAUCUGGAUCCGGCAGAUGCCUAUAACGGUAUCGAUUGCACUUCGCUGACUUAUCUGAACACCAUCACGCAGGGUGACUUGCUGGACAAGAAAAAGACCAGACCCGACUCUGUUGACUGCACGCCCCCAGACUAUGUGACUCCGGGAGUUCGUGAUCCGCCAUUGCUGCCGCUGCAUCCAAACAUAAAGAAUGCCAAGGGACCACAGGCGCUAAAGGUUCUGACAACAUCCGCCUGGAACCCGCCACCUGGUCCUCGUAAGCUGCACGGCGAUCUUAUGUAUUUAUAUGUGGUUACAAUGGAGGAUAAGCGUUUUCAUAUAUCAGCCUGUUCUAAAGGUUUCUUCAUUAACCAGUCCACUGACGAAGUGUUCAAUCCAAAGCCAGACAAUCCCAGUCACUUGAGCCACUCGCUGAUAGAUCUGUUAUCGCAAAUAUCACCCUCGUUCCGCCGCGCUUUUCAAACCAUCCAGAAACGCCGCACAAUGCGGCAUGCCUUUGAGCGCGUGGCUACACCCUAUCAGGUGUACCAAUGGUCAUCGCCACAGCUCGAACAUACAGUGGAUGCAAUACGAGCUGAAGAUGCAUUUUCAUCCAAGUUGGGCUAUGAAGAACACAUACCCGGCCAAACGCGUGACUGGAACGAAGAACUUCAAACAACGAGAGAGCUGCCCCGCAAAACACUACCGGAACGUUUGCUACGCGAACGCGCCAUCUUCAAGGUACACGGCGAUUUUGUUACGGCUGCGACACGAGGCGCCAUGGCUGUCAUCGAUGGUAACGUGCUUGCCAUUAAUCCUGGUGAGGAUCCGAAGAUGCAAAUGUUCAUUUGGAACAAUAUCUUUUUCUCACUGGGUUUUGAUGUGCGCGAUCACUACAAGGAACUGGGGGGCGACUAUGCAGCCUUUGUUGCACCUCGAUAUGAUCUCCAUGGCGUUCGUGUGUACAAUGCUGUUGACGUUGAUGGACUUUACACUUUGGGAACAGUUGUGAUUGACUAUCGCGGGUUCCGUGUGACUGCACAAUCCAUUAUACCAGGUAUUCUAGAACGCGAACAAGAGCAAUCCGUAGUCUAUGGCUCCAUAGAUUUUGGAAAGACUGUGCUAAGUCAUCCCAAGUACCUGGAGCUGCUACGGCAGGCGGGUAAGCAUUUGAAAAUACUGCCACAUUCAGUACUGAACGAGAGGGAUGAGCCCGUCGAGUUAUGUUCUUCUGUCGAAUGCAAGGGCAUCAUUGGAAACGAUGGUCGUCAUUACAUUCUGGACCUACUGCGUACGUUCCCACCGGAUGUAAAUUUUCUGAAGCUAGAAGAUGUCAAGCUGAAGGACGAAUUAAUCGCCAUGGGUUUUCCCAUAGAGCAUCGUCAUAAAUUGUGCUGUCUGCGUCAAGAACUGUUAGAGGCUUUCAUCGAGGACCGUUAUGUAAGCUUCAUACGUAACGCAGCUGUCCAUUUGCAGCAGCUAAAUGCUAAGAAGCAAGCAAAAGAUGAUCAAACUCCAGAACAGGCUCUUUCCGCCAUUGCAGAAAGUAAAGAGGAAACAGAGGAAACGCCGAUGACAGACGACGGUGCGAUGCUGGUAGAAAAACCAGAAGCGAACGAUUCAGAAUCAUGUGUCUCACCUGGAAACGAGACAAGUACUAAUGAAACAAAAACUGCGGAGGCCAUGGUCAAUGCUAUACGAGAAGCUCAGUCGAAUGUUGCCACUGCGAACGAAGUGCAGGCUGCCGAGGUUGUAAAGCGCGCAUGUGCUGCUGUUGGGUCGCUUAAGGAAAAGGAGUUUGACUUCCGUUUUAAUCCGGACGUCUUCUCGCAAGGCAUACGUCAUGUUGAUCACCCCGACAGUCCACAUUCGCUGACCAAGCAGAAGCGCCUGGUACAGGAUGCAGCCGAAUUUUUGGUCACCAAGCAAAUACCUGCAUUCAUUAAGGAACAUUUGGCACAUACUUCGCCACCGAUGGACGGCCAAAGCAUUACGGAGUCGCUGCACAGUCAUGGUAUUAACGUGAGGUACUUGGGCAAAGUCAUUAAUAUGCUCGUUCAAAUGCCACGUAUGGAUUAUCUUUAUCGAAUUGCCGUAGUCGAGCUGAUUGUACGUGCUACCAAGCAUAUUUAUUAUACGUAUAUGCAGAGCACGCAACCACUUCAUCUGUCAGCGGCUAUCAGUCAUUUCCUUAACUGCCUGUUGACAAAUGGGCCUAUCAACCCAAGUGUUAGUAGUGACGAAAUACACAAAACGAACAAUGGACGCGGGGAAAAGCGCGGUGGUGGUAAGCACAAACAUAAGGUCGCCAAGGGUGGCAAAGUCACUACAGCGGCCUUACAAAAUGAAGCAUCUAGCGGCCAAGGUGGCAACAGCGCCUUAAACAACACCUUCGAUUGGACGACGGUAACGCCACGUUCACUUUGGCAGCAAAUUCGCAAAGAGGCCAAAUCAUAUUGGGAUUGGGAGCUGGACUGCGACUCUAUUGACAGCGCUGUUGCCAAGUAUGGUAUGCUUCGCAUCAGUCUGUUGCGUGCCUUCUGCCUAAAGGUGGGAAUUCAGGUUUUAUUGCGCGAGUACAACUUCGAGUCGAAGCACAAGCCAACUUUCGGCGAUGAUGACAUCGUGAACGUCUUCCCCGUGGUGAAGCACAUCAGUCCGCGCGCCACGGACGCUUACAACUUUUACAGUACUGGCCAAGCCAAGAUCCAGCAAGGGCUUUUUAAGGAAGGCUAUGAGCUAAUCAGUGAGGCGCUUAAUCUCCUGAACAAUGUCUUUGGUGCCAUGCACACGGAGAAUGGCUCUUGCUUGCGAAUGCUAGCGCGCCUGAGCUACCUGCUGGGUGACGCGCAGGAUGCUCUGGCUAUCCAGCAACGGGCGGUGAUUAUGAGCGAACGCGUCAAUGGAAUUGAUCAUCCAUCGACCAUAUUGGAAUAUACGCACCUGUCGCUGUAUUCCUUUGCUAAUGGACACAUCGGGAUGUCAUUGAAAUUGUUGUACCGUGCACGCUAUCUCCUGGUCCUCAUCUGCGGUGAGGAUCAUCCUGAGGUUGCGCUGAUCGAUAGCAAUAUUAGCUUGAUCCUGCACGCGCUGGGGGAGUAUGAACUCUCGUUACGUUUCAUCGAGCAUGCGCUAAAGCUGAAUCUGAAGUAUUUUGGUAGUAAGGCUAUGCAUGUGGCUGUAAGUUAUCACCUGAUGGCUCGCACCCAAUCAUGUAUGGGUGAUUUCCGUUCAGCUUUAAACAACGAAAAGGAAACCUACUCAAUUUAUAAAUCACAGUUGGGUGAACAUCACGACAAAACGCGCGACUCAGCCGAAUGUCUACGCCUGCUUACCCAACAGGCCGUCCUACUGCAACGCAAAAUGAACGACAUCUACUCCAAUGGUAAGUUAACAAGCGAUUUACCGCCCAUACACAUAACGCCUCCCUCUAUGGGUUCGGUGCUGGACAUGCUGAACACCAUCAAUGGAAUACUUUUCGUACAAAUCAGCCAAAAGGACAUUGCCAAGGUACGCACCGAAAUCGAGAAGCAUUUGAAGAGCACAAGCGAUGACAACGAAAUCACCGAUGCGCUGAAUUCAAUAGUUGUUGGCAAAAAUAAUGUCAAAAUUGAGACUAACAUAGAACCGACGCAGAGCAUAAAGGACGCGGCUCUUAGAAAUGGGAUCGAGGGAGAAGCCACCACGACGGUUUCAAGUUGAAAAAUCUUAAAAACCACACCAUUAACACGCCCUAUUCGUCGUCGUUGUGUAUAUGGACUGAGCAAAAUUAGCAUGAACUAAGUGUUACAAAACAAAAUUCACAAUUAAAAACAUAAGAUUUGUUAUUUAAAAGCUGCUUACGCGGAAUCUUUUAAAAUGAACUACACAUCAUAAUAUUGUAACUUUGACUAACUGCUGCUGCAACUUGUUUAAGACUCACGCAAUGCAUUAAAGCCACUCCUACAGAAAAUUCCUCAAAUUCAGAUAA